Messenger RNA from Caenorhabditis bovis, 516 nucleotides. The record is from the annotation of a GenBank genome assembly. Lineage: Eukaryota; Metazoa; Nematoda; Chromadorea; Rhabditida; Rhabditidae.
AUGAGCCGCCCAAGAACUUUCUUCGACAUUACCAUUGGAGGUAAAGCUGCCGGACGAAUUGUCAUGGAGCUCUACUCCGACAUUGUCCCAAAGACUGCUGAGAACUUCAGAUGCUUGUGCACUGGAGAGAAGGGAAUUGGAAAGUCUGGAAAGCCUCUUCACUACAAGGGAAGCACCUUCCACCGUGUCAUCCCGAACUUCAUGUGCCAGGGAGGAGACUUCACCAAUGGAAACGGAACCGGAGGAGAAUCCAUCUACGGAGAAAAGUUCCCUGAUGAGAACUUCAAGAUGACCCACACUGGACCAGGAGUUCUCUCUAUGGCCAACGCUGGACCAAACACCAACGGAUCACAAUUCUUCUUGUGCACCGUUAAGACUGAGUGGUUGGACGGCAAACACGUCGUUUUCGGACAAGUUGUCGAGGGAAUGGACGUCGUCAAGGCUAUCGAGAGCAACGGAAGCCAGAGCGGAAAGCCACAAAAGACCAUCACCAUCGCUGACUGUGGACAACUUUAA